This is a messenger RNA of Tuber melanosporum (Perigord truffle), 2621 nucleotides long. RefSeq lists its product as uncharacterized. NCBI's taxonomy places the organism in Eukaryota, Fungi, Ascomycota, Pezizomycetes, Pezizales, Tuberaceae. The record is from RefSeq and is a predicted model, not a curated record. Gene Ontology annotation, cellular component: endoplasmic reticulum. Gene Ontology annotation, molecular function: phosphatidylinositol-4-phosphate phosphatase activity. Gene Ontology annotation, biological process: phosphatidylinositol dephosphorylation. The coding region runs from base 307 to 2286 and encodes 659 amino acids. The transcript has 7 exons.
CUGGUCCAAGUGUUUGGUCUUCGCUGUUCCUUCACCAGAGCCUUCCCCCCUCCCCCAAUACAUACUUCUGUCUCAUUCCCCCCGCUCCAACAGCUCCAACAAUCCCUUUCUCUCUCCAUUUCCCUUUCCCCCCUACCCCUCCUCCCUUCUCUCAUUUAAACCCUUUCCAUCACUUAAACCUCUCCACUCGCUUUUCAGUAUCGCUGUGUCCCUGUCACUCGCUGGAACCAGCUUCCUCUUUCCUUCCUAAUAUUGCUAGCUUCACAUUUUUCUGAAAACCCCAACCAAAUUAUCCCGUCAUUCGCCAUGUCGGUAACAAACUAUCCGUUCCGUGAUAUCAGCAUCAUAGCAUCUGCUUCCCAUUACACAUUUCGCUCUCCAUCUUCCCCAAAUGCACCAGCCCUUGUUGUCGCCAGGCCUUCGGGUGCUAUGCAAAUGACCCACUCCCCGAAUACCAUGGGUGGGAAGAGGGUCACUAUUGCUGGAAUCCUGGGAAUUGUCCAUUUGCGCCUUGACAAAUACAUCGUUAUCAUUACCAAAGCUGCUCAGGUGGGGCGUAUACGUGGCCAGGCCAUCUACAAAAUCGAGUCAACCGAGUUCCUGCCAUUGCAGGAGAGAGUUUUACACGACCCCGAUGAGGAUACUUAUCUCGAGUUGCUCACAGCCCAUCUUCGGUCCGGUCCGAUGUACUUUUCCUACUCCUUCGACUUGACCAAUAGCUUUCAGCGACAGUCGAGCGCAGAUCCCUCACUUCCACUUUGGCAAAGGGCCGACGAUCGGUUCUUCUGGAACAGGCACCUGCAAACUGAUCUUAUCGGUUUGCAUAACUCUCACCAGGCUGUAGAUCCUUACAUUCUUCCCGUCUUCUUCGGAUACCUUAAUAUCACAACUACAACCAUCAAGUCCACACCCCUGACGUUUGCUCUUAUCACAAGAAAGUCUCGCCAUAGGGCAGGGACUCGGUACUUUACUCGUGGGAUAGAUGAAUCGGGCAACGUAGCAAAUUUCAACGAAACAGAGCAGAUUAUCGUCAUCGGUGACUCCGCUGGUGGUUAUGUUCAAACACGAGGCAGCGUCCCGGUAUACUGGUCAGAAGUUAUCAAUCUUCGCCCAAUUCCGGAGUUAAAAGUGAGGUCUGUUGACCUAGCGUUGAUCGCCGCAAAAAAGCACUUCGAUGAGCAGAUCAAAUUGUAUGGUGAUAAUUAUCUGAUCAAUCUUGUCAACCAGUCCGGAAGGGAGGAAGAGGUAAAGACGGCGUACGAAAAUGCCGUCAAGGAGCUAUUGAUGGAUCGUUUACACUAUAUCUACUUUGACUUUCAUCACGAAUGCCGAGGGAUGAAAUGGGACAGGGCUCAGGCACUUUUGGAUAACCUGGGAGACGGAUUGUACGACCAAGGCUAUUACCACUCAGUUGAGGGAAACGCAACAACUUCGAACUCUAUAAUAAAGAAGCACCAAAGUAGCGUUAUGCGGACAAAUUGCAUGGAUUGUCUCGAUAGGACCAACGUGGUCCAAAGCAUGCUUGCGAGGUGGACGCUCAAUAGCCAGCUAAUGGAUAUUGGCAUUCUGGAUAAGGGAGAGAACACGGCCGAUUUCGAGAAUUUCGAGGCAAUGUUUAGGAACGCAUGGGCGGACAACGCCGAUGUAGUAAGCCGUGCUUAUUCAGGCACCGGAGCUCUCAAAACCGACUUUACCCGAACGGGAAAUCGCACCAAGGCUGGAGCCCUUGCCGAUGGCAUGAAUUCUGUCACCCGAUACAUCCGCAACAACUUUGCAGAUGGCCCUCGACAAGAUGCCUACGACCUCUUCCUUGGCAACUACACGCCUUCGACUUCCCUGUCGUCUCUCCUCUUUGUUGACCGUCGCCCGAUCAUAAUACAAAGUGUGCCAUAUAUUCUUAUGGGAGCACUCUUCCUUGACUUUGCCGCGCUAUUCUUUCCCGACCUCAAUGCUUCCCCUAGCCCAGAUCCUGCAGCUUCUGGAGGUGGAAAUGCGGAUAUCACUGGCAGGUCCGGCACUCGUUUCAGCACUAAACUUUUUGUACUCUUUUGGGCCGGAAUUGCUAUUCUAGCCGCACAAUUCAUGUUGAAAUAUGCUUUACUAUAUGUUAACUGGCCUAAGCUUUCGCCUCCAGGAUUUGCCAUCGAGGGCUACAGCGAUGCGUUAAAUAGGGCGAAGAAGGAUCCCUUGAUUGGUAAAUGGGUUGGCAAACAAAGUGGGCAUGAGAGAGGCGCAAGUAGCAUUAGGCUCGUACACUUGGAGGAGGGGAAAAAGAGGAUUGAAUAGAGUCAUUGGCACGUUGUCAAGUAUGAGUAUACCCAGGGAUAUUGGCCAAAUGUUUUCUUUUUUUUUCCUCCCCCCCCUCUUUCCCUUUAUCCUUCCAUAUUCUUCUCUUUCCCUUUCUCAUACUCUAUUUCAAGGCUGGAUGUUAGUGCUAUCUUGUGCCCGAAAGUUCACGCGGUGGACUGCGAGGAUUUUGAAACUUCAACAAUGUUUCCUUUGUUCGAUGGUUCUGGAAGCCUUUCCUUUUGUGGGCGUGAUGGGCUAGGAAUAAAGCGUGUUUCCUGAGACUGAAUUGCAUGUGCAAGGUUAUAUUUCACAGCAUCCUACAGUUAAUCAUG